Messenger RNA from Rotaria sp. Silwood1, 963 nucleotides. The record is from the annotation of a GenBank genome assembly. NCBI's taxonomy places the organism in Eukaryota, Metazoa, Rotifera, Eurotatoria, Philodinida, Philodinidae.
AUGUUAAUACGCGAUAAAUUAGACGAAAAAGUCAAGGAAGUUGAAGUACUUAAGCCAUACAAAGAACUAUUGAAUUUAUCGGAUAAAGUACCAUUAGAUCGGAUUAUUCAACUCUUUACUCAAGCAAGUUUAAUAGCUCCUAGUGACACCAAAGGUGCACCAACUGAAACAAUACCAAAAAAAGUCUUUCUAAAUAAAGGACAAGCCAAGCUAUCUGGUGGCGCAUCUUCAAAUAAUAUGAAAAAUCAUGGAGGUCCUGUUAUGCAGGGUACUAUUAAUGUAUACCUCAUCUGGUAUGGAAAUUGGGGUACCAAUACUGCUCCUAAUGUCAUAAUACCAUUUUUGAGCGGUUUGAAGGACACUGCAUGGUGGGCCAUAACCACGACAUAUUAUCAAGGUACCACUCAACUUAAAUAUGCCGGAAAUCCAGUCUACAAAAAUUCAACAAAUGUCCUCAAUACAUACGGCACGAGCUUGUCAAACGCAAAUAUACAACAAAUUGUGAGUGAUUCUAUUACGUCGGGCGUGUUCCCAAGUGACACAAAUGGUGUCUAUUUUGUAUUAACCUCUGCCGAAGUAACCGCAAGCAGUGGGUUCUGUACGUCCUAUUGUGGUUGGCAUAAUCAUGGUACCAUUGGGGGCAAAGAUAUAAAAUAUUCCUUUGUUGGAAAUCCAGACAGAUGCAUAAAUUCCUGUGCAGCGCAGACCACAUCACCAAAUGGCAAUGCGGGAGCAGAUGGAAUGGCCAAUAUUAUUGCACACGAACUUACUGAAACAGUCACAGAUCCCGAUCUCAACGGUUGGUAUGAUGCAAGUGGUCAAGAAAACGCAGACAAAUGUGCUUGGACUUUUGGCACUAUGCAAACGACCAAUGGUGCAAAGUGGAAUAUGCAAUCUUCAGGAUAUAAUUACUUGAUUCAGCAAAAUUGGAGCCUAACCCGUAUCGCUUGUGCCAUGUCCUAA